Molecule: messenger RNA, 3155 nt
Organism: Dalotia coriaria
Lineage: Eukaryota; Metazoa; Arthropoda; Insecta; Coleoptera; Staphylinidae
Product: hyaluronidase B-like
Exons: 5
Coding region: 2038-3102 (354 amino acids)
Biological process (GO): hyaluronan catabolic process; carbohydrate metabolic process; defense response
Molecular function (GO): hyalurononglucosaminidase activity
Source: RefSeq, a predicted model, not a curated record
CUUAAUAAGAUAGGCUAGUUACAGCGGAAAUCCGAGAGAUGAAAUGUUACUCAAUUCUUUGCUUAUUGCAACUUAUCACAUACGUAAAUAACUUUAAAAAUCUCAUUUUGCGCCAUUUCAUGCUGUUUAUCAAAUGAAAUUGAAUUCAAUAUCAUUAUUAAUAGUGAGGUGUGCCUUUGAUUGUUCAAUGUAUCAGAUUUGAUUGUCAAAAAUGUCUCCUAGUGGUCCUUUUCAUUGUCAUCGAUAUUGUAAUUGUGUAAUCAUUGUAUUCAGAGUUAUAAUUAUGCAGAGUCUAUAUGAAAAUAAAGUUUAUUAAUAAAACAUGCAUGAUUCUCAGCCCCAGUCGCGCUGAUUUGAUUGAAUUAACCUCACUCUCACUACGACCACUUAAUGCAAUCAAUUUUAACUGACGCAUAAAAGAACUCAUAGUAAGCCAGACAGUGUGAGUAUCACAGUCAGUCAGUAAUAAUGAUUCCUUGUAAAGUAGUCAACUUACGGGAACUUAUCCUCAUCAUUUUACUGACAAUAUCUACAAAGAAUAUUCUCUGUGAUGAAGAAAUAUCAGCUGAAAUCAAACUCUACACUGAAUUACGAGAACAAUGUUUGUACAAACUGAACAUAACCUCACUUGAAGAUCAAACGCUGUCAAAUUUAGCCUGUAUGGACAGAUGUAUCCUUGAAAAAGUCAAUAUAAUCAACAUAGAUGGCGUUUUCAACACAGAAAACAUUCCACCAAACAUCAGAAACGUUGCGAUUGUUUGCAAUGAAGAAACAAUGAAACUCGAACCCUGUCAACGUGCGCAAAGCUACAAUCUCUGCGUGUUUAAAGCCGUCGGGAUCAAAGUAUUAGCUGAAGUAUGCGCUAAUGAAACAUCUGUUUAUAUUGAUACGGAAACAAUGCCGAAAAGCAUGAUGAAUCUCACCGAUGAUAAUUUAUCGUGUUACAAUCGCUGUAUGUUAAUCAAAAUGGAACGCAUUGAUGUACGUAAUAAUAUCAACGCUAACCUGUUGAAAAUUUAUGUUAAUAACGCAGAGAAAGUAAAAGAAGCUGUUGCAAUCUGUGAAGAAGAUAAUCAGCAAGAAGAUGAGUGUAAACAAGCCGUGGAACGAGAGAAAUGUAUCAUGGAGAAGUUAACCUGACACAAAAUGGAGGAACACAUCAAUAAUCAAUGGAAUAGAUUAGAAAUUUAACUGAUAAACACUAAUUGCAUUUUAAUGUAGGCUGUAAUGUAAUUAUUGCAAAAAAAUUAAGUGAAGAAUGCAUUCACUGUGACGCAACAACGAACAACGCUUAACACGUUACCAGAAAUGUUACGAAACGAUGCACAUGCAAACAAUUAUAUACCGAGUGUUUGCAAAUGUAAAUUUUAAUGUAAAUUUAAUUAUUCAUCAAAGAAUUUGUUAUGAAACAGUCGCAGGAGUUGAUAAAUAUUGAUCACAUGCAAAACGCAUUCAUUACUAACAAUUUAGUCAGUUUUAACAGCCAUUUUACAACCUACACACGCGCAGAAAUAAAUUCUUUUGUUUCGUACCCGCAUAGUCUGGUUAUUUAUUGUCGGAAAAAAACUGAAAGUGCUUCCGCACCCGGCAGUGGACUAAUUAAACUGUGCACUUGACCCAAUUAUUCGUAUUUUUCACCAGUCUCUCCCGAAAUUAUUAAUUAAUUCGCAGUUUUAACAAAAAAAAACACCGAAAAUAUUCAUCCAGUGCGGUGGAACAUCAAACGCGCGGUUCUAUUAUCAGAUAAAUCAAGGAAGUGUUUGCGGAAUUAGAGAAUUUGAUCGAAUUUUUAAUAUUCGUGCUUAUUUUUAUCUACGCAUGUGUAAAUCGAGCGGGCGGACUAUAUAAACACUCACCUGAGCGAUUUUUAGUUAUGUGCGCGCUUUUGUUCUGCUCCCGCACUAAUUCCAGGUGAUAAUUAACGCAAAGGCAUACAAAGGUGUGCACACAACACGUCAACAAUUAAAUUUUCGGUUUUUACACAUACAAACGCUAAAACAAGUUCUAAAUUGACAGAAACUUAAAAAUUAUUUAAAGAUGAAGAUUUGUGUAUUAAUAUUAUGUGUUUUUAUGAUUAUAACAACUACAUCAACGCAAAGUACGCGUAUUAUAAACGUGUAUGAUAAACCAUUUAAUAUCUACUGGAAUGUGCCGACAUUCCAAUGUCGUGGCAAGAAAGUAUUCUUUGAAGAACUAAACGCCAAGUACAACAUCAUCACGAAUCAAAAUGAUUCGUUCAAAGGCGAUAAAAUGGUCAUAAUGUACGAUCCGGGGAACUUUCCUGCCAUUUUGACAGAUGACGAAACAGGUUAUACUAUUCUACGUAAUGGCGGCGUACCGCAAGCGGGAAAUCUAACCAAACAUUUGGAAAUGUUUCAACGGGCAGUUGAAAAUGAUUUUCCAGACAUAAAUUACUCUGGUCUUGCUGUAAUUGAUUUUGAAAGCUGGCGUCCGAUUUAUAACCAAAACUGGGGAUCACUCAUCCCCUACAAAGAUUUAUCAGUGGAAAUCGAAGCUGAAUUGCAUCCAAUGUGGACUCUGGCUGAGUUGAAACAAGAAGCCGAACGACGUUUUGAAUUAGAAGGUCGGAAAUAUGUCGAAGACACUCUUAGACACGCAAGGAAACUUCGCCCGAAUGCAAUUUGGGGAUAUUAUGCGUAUCCAUAUUGUUACAAUAUGCAAUCACCUGAUUAUCUACCAAUCUGCAGUGAUUCAGUUGUUGCUGAUAAUGACAGAUUAAAUUGGAUGUUUGAUUCCUCGCAGAGUUUACAUCCUUCUUUGUAUUUCGGUGAAUCAUUGACUGCUGAUCAACGUAGACAAUUGAUGGAAGGACGUGUGUAUGAAGCUGUCAGAGUAAAAAAUCAAUUCGGCGAGAAUAAGAGGAUCUAUCCGUACUUUUGGUUUGUUUAUCGCGAUACAAGAAAUUUCAUGAGUGAAGAAGACCUCCUCAAUGCGUUUUCGAUCUUUAAAAGUUACGGAACUGAUGGAAUGAUCAUUUGGGGCAGUAGUAGUGAUGUGAAUACCAAGCAAAAGUGUAAAGAUUUGUACAAUUACAUCGAUACAGUUCUCGGGCCUGCCAUUGUAAAGUUUCGAAGAUUUUGAUGUCAUUUUCAAUAAACGACACACCUAGCGUCACCUGUUACACAUAAUUCUUA